AUGCCACCCUCACCAAACUCUGCCCAUUUGUGCCUUCCUAACCACUCCAAGACUGUCCGCAGGCCUUUCCCUUUGUCUCAUGGAACAACAACACUGGGUUUUAUCUUCCAAGGUGGGGUAAUUGCAGCUGCAGACACUCGUGCCAGUGCUGCGGGGCUUGUUUGUUGUCCUGCUGCUCAUAAGAUUAACCCCAUUCACUCCCAUUUAGUUGUUGCCUCUUCUGGUAGCGCCGCAGACUGCAUGCUGUGGGAGCGAAUUCUGAUUAGAGAGAUCAGACUCUACCAACUGAGGCAUGGACGUCGCCUUUCGAUACGUGGCACAGCCAAGCUCCUCUCACUCAUGCUGCACCCUUUUAAAGGUACUGAGGUAUGUGUGGCUCUUACUCUCUGUGGCUGGGAUAAGAAAGGCCCAAAACUAGUAUAUGUGUGCAGCGAUGGAGCUCGACUGCAGGGAGACAUCUUCUCUGUGGGCUCAGGUUCUCCGUAUGCUUACGGGGUUCUGGAUGGAGGCCUGAGGUGGAACCUGAGUAAAGACGAAGCCUUCUCCUUGGCAAGAGAAGCAGUGUUCAGAGCCACUCACAGAGACGCAUACUCAGGAAACAACGUGGACCUUUUCCACAUCACAGCCCAGGGAUGGAGCCAAAGAGAGAGGGAAGAUCUGAAAGAGGAAUAUUACAGAGACAUGGCAAGGAGGAGUAAAGAUAGAAGAGAAAAGAGAAAGAGUGACGAAACUGAAUGCUGCUAA
This is a messenger RNA of Stegastes partitus (bicolor damselfish), 744 nucleotides long. RefSeq names its product proteasome subunit beta type-11. Gene Ontology annotation, cellular component: proteasome core complex; cytoplasm. Gene Ontology annotation, molecular function: threonine-type endopeptidase activity. Lineage: Eukaryota; Metazoa; Chordata; Actinopteri; Pomacentridae. Bases 1 to 744 code for a protein of 247 amino acids. The transcript has 2 exons. The record is from RefSeq and is a predicted model, not a curated record.